Messenger RNA from Ectocarpus siliculosus, 943 nucleotides. NCBI's taxonomy places the organism in Eukaryota, Phaeophyceae, Ectocarpales, Ectocarpaceae. The record is from the annotation of a GenBank genome assembly.
GCCUUGGUCGCUUGCUCCCUGGGACAACGACUGCUGUGACUGCACGAAGAUGGUGGUGCCGGGGCCACCGACCAUGAUUCCGAUCGAUGACGCGUUGGCGGUGAAGGAGGCCGUGAGCUUGGAGAGCUUUGUGGCGACUCUCCGUAAGCUUGAUGGCCGGGACAAGUUCACCAAGUUGAUGCAGUACGGGGCCCGUUUCUUGGCGUGGUGGUUGUCGGCGAGGGACCCGGACUUGUCCCAGCGUGUCUUCAAGCUCUACAGGACCACCCAGCGAUCGCGCAAGGCCUUCCGCAUGCUCAAGAUAUUGGACGAGGUGGUAAAGCUGCGGCAAAUUCUCCGCACCGCCGGUGGAAACAGCGCCAGCUCGAGGACGGCUUUCCUAGGGUAUGCCGAGACCCUGAUGUCCGUCCGGUGCCUCGCUAUGGGCGCCUUCUGGACGUUCGACAACCUCAACUACCUCACCAUCACGGAGACGGUUAACUUCGGCGUGGCCAAAGCAACGAGGGGAUUCUCCCGAUCAUGGUCCGUGUCGAGUGCCCUAGCCAUCAUGCUCGGCAUCGACUCUCUAAGAAAGACCGAGAAAAAGCGGCGAGAAGCGCUGUCAGCCUAUGCCGCCGCGGUGAGCGAACGAAUAGCACCGCCCGACCGAUGUGGUCACUGUAACGGCAACGGGAAUAGUAACGGUGAAAGCUACGGUGUGGUGGAGCGGCAGCGGCAGCGUGACGGAGAGGGAGAUGGAGAAGGAGAUGUGGCGGGGCUGCGAGAGGCCCUUAGACGAGCGAACGCGGACCACUUCAAGUCGUGGCUAAUGGUGCUCAAGGGAGCCCUGGACCUAACAUGCGCCGUCAACGUGACCGGCAUGGACUUCCCCAAGCGGCUUCUCGGGCGUAAGCUUAACGAUGGCCCUUUUGUGUGGUGUAUGGGUGAUGGAAUCGGACGGUGA